AUGCUCAAAAAAGAAAACAAGUCUGACCCUUAUGAUCCUUAUGAUCCUUAUGUUCCAAAUGUACAAUCUGUAGCAGCAACACAGCAAAAAAAUGAGAAAGUAAACAAGGUCAAGGCACAAGUUGAUGCAGUAGUUGAUGUUAUGAAAGACAAUAUCGAAAUGGCCAAGAAUCGUGGCGUUAAGCUAGAAGAUAUAUCCAAACAAACAGAAAAACUAGAGAAAGACGCCAGUAAUUUUCGUAGAAGUGGAAAUGAGGUUCGCAAGAGGAUGUGGUGGAAGGACUUGAAGUGGAAAAUUAUCAUUGCCUUGACCAUCCUAAUUAUUCUUGGUGUCAUAAUUGCUUCCAUUGUUGUCACACAGAAAUCUUGUGCAUUUAAAGCAUUGGUUAUGAAGUUUGGAUCUGUUUAUCUUUAA
This is a messenger RNA of Phycomyces blakesleeanus NRRL 1555(-), 414 nucleotides long. RefSeq lists its product as hypothetical. NCBI's taxonomy places the organism in Eukaryota, Fungi, Mucoromycota, Mucoromycetes, Mucorales, Phycomycetaceae. The record is from RefSeq and is a predicted model, not a curated record. The transcript is spliced from 5 exons. The coding region runs from base 1 to 414 and encodes 137 amino acids. Gene Ontology annotation, cellular component: membrane. Gene Ontology annotation, biological process: vesicle-mediated transport; Golgi ribbon formation.